Molecule: messenger RNA, 2842 nt
Organism: Arachis stenosperma
Lineage: Eukaryota; Viridiplantae; Streptophyta; Magnoliopsida; Fabales; Fabaceae
Product: zinc finger CCCH domain-containing protein 24
Exons: 14
Coding region: 40-2583 (847 amino acids)
Biological process (GO): RNA processing
Molecular function (GO): metal ion binding; nucleic acid binding; RNA methyltransferase activity
Source: RefSeq, a predicted model, not a curated record
ACAGUUACCAUCACCUUCGCAAACACACCGCUGGAAAGAAUGGAGGAAACUAACACUGAACUCUCCCCUUCUAAAACCCUAAGCCCAACCAACGGUCAAGAUUCCAUCAUCCAAUCGAAUCUAACGGCUACGAACGAACCUGAAAAUCAGAUCCCUGAAGCUGAACAUCAAAGCGACGUCGUUGCAGGGGAGAAACGCAAGAGGGACGACGACGAAGCUGGAGAAAGCGUUGACGGCGGCUCCGGCGCCAGCGGCGAAGAUCGUUCGCUCCAUCCGCUGUGGAAGACCAGCCUCUGUUCCUACUUCAGGCGCCAUGGCAACUCCUGCAGCCACGGAACCGCGUGCCGCUUCGCGCACGGCGAGGAGGAGCUUCGCAUUCGGCCUGACAACACGUGGGACCCGACGUCGGAGCGAGCGAAGAAGGCGCUGAAGUCCGAGAACGGCGAGAGGUGCGGCGUUUCCGAGGAAGUGAUGAUGACUGAGGCAGUCGUUGACGACGACGAUGGUGGCGAUGAAGAAAACGGCGGUUCCGGCGGAUCCAACCACGCGCUUAGCAAGUGCUUGGUGCAUUUGCCGAGGAAGUGGUGCUCUGAUAAUCUGAGGAGUUUUCUCAAUGAUGCGGGUAUACGAUUUAAGCAUGCAAAGAAGAAGAAAGGCAUGAUGGUAGGUUUCGUUAGUUUUGAAGAUGAAGAACAAAUGCAGAGUUCAUCAAAGGAUCUAGAAGGAAAAUCGAUUGGGAAUAAAAGAUUGAAGGUUGCAGAUGUUAUUCCUAGAUCGUUUGAAAAGAACAGUAACUCCAAUGCUGGUUCAGUUGCUACAUUGGAUGAGGAGAAUGCGGGGGUCAAUGUCGAUCCAAAUGUGACGGUGGAAGCUGGAGCUAACAGUGAUAAUUUGGCAGCCAAUGGUUCAUUGUCAAAGACAAAGAAUUUGCGAGAUGUAGUGACUCCUCUAGCUCAUAUGGCUUAUGCUGAUCAGCUGGAGCAGAAAAAGAACUCUAUCAUGCACAUGCUCAAAAAACUUACUAGAAAUGCUCGCAAAGCUUGUCCAAAUGGUGUUUCUUUCCCUGACUGGAUUGUCAAGUCUAGGGAAAUAGGUGGUCUUCCGUGCAACCUAGAGGGUAUUAUUGCAUCACCUAUUGUAAAUGGAUAUCGUAACAAGUGUGAAUUUUCAGUUGGUUAUUCUCUUGAAGGCAAAGUUACAGUUGGCUUCAUGCUUGGAAACUUCAGGGAGGGUGUAACUGCAGUUGAAGAAGCAGUGGACUGCCCCAAUGUUUCUACAAUUGCUGGCAAAUAUGCUACUAUCUUUCAGGAAUUUCUGCAGCAAUCUGAUUUACCAGUCUGGAACAGAUUUAAAAAUUCCGGAUUUUGGCGUCAAUUGACGGUUCGAGAGGGGAGGACAAAUGGGAAUGUUGCUGAUGCUGAAAGUUUUGGUAGUAUUGCAGAGGUCAUGCUAAUUGUGCAGGUUUCUACUGCUGGUUUUGAUGACACAAAAGUAUCUGGUGAAUUUAAGAGGCUUGCUCAGGCAUUUGCUGUGGGAGCUACUUCACAUGGUCCAACGUUGCCUCUCACAGCUCUGGUUGUACAGGAUCACCAAGGAAUAUCCAAUGUAGCACCAGCUGAUGCACCACUGCGUUUGCUUCCCAUCCGUAAAACAGGUGACCUUGAGAUGGAUGAAAACGCAGAUGCCAUGGAUGUAAGAAUCCAUGAUUAUAUAAGCAAUCUCCGUUUCUCUAUAUCUCCAACAGCAUUUUUUCAGGUCAACACUCUUGCAGCUGAGAAGUUAUACUCACUUGCUGGAGAUUGGGCAUGCUUAGGUCCUGAUACAUUGUUGUUUGAUAUAUGCUGUGGGACAGGAACCAUUGGUCUAACAUUAGCACAUCGAGUUGGUAUGGUGAUUGGCAUUGAAAUGAAUGCUUCUGCUGUAGCUGAUGCUCAUAGGAAUGCUGAGAUUAAUGGCAUAAAAAAUUGCAAAUUUAUAUGUUCAAAGGCAGAGGACGUGAUGGGAUCUCUGUUGAAGGAAUACCUAAAUGUGCCUAAGGAACAAGUUGAUGACCCUAAAAUCGCUGAAAGUAGCAAUGAUAUUUCUGAGUGUGGUGAUCUCCAAGAGCCUGAGAAUGUUCAAAGUUCCGAAAAUAGCAACGCAGAAGUUGGAAGUGAGGUUCAGAAUUGUAGCGGUUCUGAAAACGGGAAUACUUCUGCACAAAAUAGCUCUGAAGGUCCUAAUACUUCCGCACAACACUUUAAGAAUGUCGUCGCCAUUGUUGAUCCUCCACGUGCAGGACUUCAUCCCACUGUGCUUAAAGUUUUGAGAACUCAUUCACGCCUCCGCAGGCUCGUUUACAUAUCCUGUAAUCCUGAAACUUUGGUGGCAAAUGCUAUUGAGCUUUGCACUCCAUCUCCCAUAAAAAUCGAGAAAGGAAAUAAAGACAACAGAGGAUGGAGAAACAUGAGCAGUGCUGGUCUAGCAAGGCAUAGAGCCAAGUCUAUGCCCAUCUCAGAGGCCUUCCACCCUGUAAAAGCCAUGGCUGUUGAUCUUUUUCCACAUACUCAACACUGUGAAUUGGUUAUGCUACUUGAGAGGUAACUGGACCAGUCAGCAUCAUGGUUUAGGCUUUUUUUUAAUUUGGUAGGUUCUCCAACUUAUUCUGCCGACAUUUUUUUGGGGUGGCAUUGAAUACUAGGUGGUGGGUGUUACUAUAUGUUUGAUCUUGCUUACUUUGAAUCAAAACCUUCAACAUUAAAAAUUAUGUUUCCUUUUUGCUGCAUGUAUCAUGAAGUACUAUCUGCGUGGAGAUUUUCUAUAGUUUUAUUACUGCAUCUUCAAAGUCAUUGUUUAAUCCUAA